AUGCGGCUGCGUCUCCUCGUCGCCACUCUGGCGGGCCCGGCCCUCGCCUCAGCGGCGCCGCUGCCGUUCCUGAACCCCGUCUGGACUUGCUGUCCCGUGCAGCAACAGCAGCUGCACGAGCUACAGCCCCAGUGCCGAAUUCAGCUGACGUGGCAGUGCUGGGGUCGACGGUGUCGCCCUCCUCGUCCUCCCUCCUCGUCACCGUCCUCUCCUGCUCGGGCAUCGUCGUCUUCCUCGUCCUCGUGCUCGCCUGCUCCUGCUGCCACCCGCUCGGGAGUGCGCUUCAAGGAGUUUGAGAACACGGACGUGGAGGACGAGGAGGCCGCGGGCUUCAGCCCCCCCGCCUCCGAGCUGCUGCCCUCGUCUCCGUCCACGCACGACGUCUACGUGCUGCCCCUGGCCAACCUCUCGCACGGAGGGCAGCAGCAGCAGCAGCCCGCUGGCGAUGCGCUGAAGAAAGCCGGCGGAGGUGUGGAGAUCCGACGCAGCCUCAGCUACAUCCACGAGAUCGGCCGCGGGUGGUUCGGCAAGGUGCUGCUGGGAGAGAUCUUCGCCGGCUUCAGCCCGUCCCGCGUCGUCGUCAAGGAGCUGCGGUCGGGCGCCCCCCCCGAUGAGCAGCGCAGGUUCCUCGAGGAGGCGCAGCCGUACAGGCUUCUACAGCACCCGAACAUCAUGCAGUGCUUGGGACAGUGCACGGAGUCCUCGCCGUACUUGCUGGUCAUGGAGCUCUGCUCGCUGGGGGACGUGAAGGCGUACCUGCGCGGGCUGGCGGGGGUGACGGGCAGCGUGGUGGACGUGGAGCAGCUCCUGCGCAUGGCCUUCGAGGUGUCGGCCGGGGUCACGCACAUGCACCGCCACGGCUACACGCACAGUGACCUUGCCCUGAGGAGCUGUCUCUUGACCUCUGACCUCACGGUGAAGAUCGGAGACUAUGGCACAUCCGCCACCAAGUACAAGGACGACUACCUGGUGACGUCGGACCGGCAGAGCGUGCCGCUGCGGUGGAUCGCGCCCGAGCUCGUGGACGACGUGCACGGAAACCUCCUCGUGGUCGACCAAUCCAAGCAGAGCAACGUGUGGUCGCUCGGCGUGACGCUGUGGGAGCUGCUGGAGCUGGGGUCUCAGCCGUACAAGCACCUGACGGACAAGGAGGUGCUCUCGUAUGUGGUGAAGGAGCAGCAAGUGCGCCUCGCCAAGCCUCGCCUGCAGAUGGUGCACUCGGACCGCUGGUACGAGGUGCUGCAGCUGUGCUGGCUGCCGUGUGAGCAGCGCCCGUCCGUGGAGGAGGUGCACCUCCUCCUCACCUACCUCUACAACCGGCGCCUCUGCUCCAGUGACGACGCCAGCUUCGAGCGCCAGUGGAACGCGCUCAAGCCGUGCCUGCCGCUCGCCCACCACCACCAGCAGCAGCAGCAGCAGUCGGCGCCGGCGCCCGCCUACCCACAGCUGCGCCGCUUCUCCAGCGAGGGCCUGCAGGAGGAACUGGACGACAUCCUCACCGUCACCGAGACCAGCCAGGGCCUGAGCUUCGAGUACUCGUGGGACCGGCCCUGCUACUACGGCCGCGCCGGCGGUUGCGAGGGAGGAAGCGGCGACGGCGACGUCGGCGACGACGACGGCGCCGACGCGGCCCGGGCGGACGACGCGGCGGGGGGACGGCCGCGGCGCGCCAGCGGCGGCACCCGCGGAGACUUCUCCCGCCUGCGCUUCUACUCGGGCGAGGCGGACAGCGACGUGGACGCGGCUCCGUUCGCGCCGGACCCCCGGGGGCUGGCACCGCCGUCGAGCAAGCUGCCGGUGCUGGCGGCGGGGAGCCCCUCCGUGUGCGGCGACUACUUCGUGCGGCUGGAGGGACGCGCCGGCGGCGCCGGCCGGGACGACGAUGACGACGACGACGAAGGCGGUGUCGGCGCGGGCGGCGGCGACGACGGCCGCGACGAUGACGACGACGGCCGCUGCUCCGUCGACCUCGACGGCGCCGACAACGACCUGGACGGCGCCGGCGACGGCUCCGGCGGCUGCUGCGGCCGACGGGACGACGACGAUAGCAGCAGCAGCGGCAGCGGAAGCAGCGGCAGCAGUGGCAGCAGCGGCGGCAGCGGCGCGGCCGGGGGGCCGUCGGAGCACGGGGGCGACCCCGAGUGCGACUCGCUGCUGCGCAAUCGCUUCAGCAUCCUGCAGAGCGCCGGCAUCGAGGAGAUGCGCACUGAGUUCCUCAGUCGCCACGGCAACAGCCUGGGCAGCCCCGCCGCCUCCCUCGCCAUGGAGCCGCUGAUUCGCGUGUGCGGCGGGGCCGGCGAGCAGCGCGGGGACGAGCGCGAGAACGACGAGGAGGAGGAGGACGGCGGCGAUGACGACGGCGUCGAUGAGCGCCGGCAUCACCACCAGCGGCAGCAGCAGCAGCAGCAGCUGGACAGCCGCUACGACCGCGUCUUCGCGGACAGCUCGGACGAGGACGACGACGAGGAGGAGGACGACGACGACGGGGAGGCGGAAACGGCGCACCUGCUGGGCGGGGAGGGUAGCGAGCGGGCGGCGUGCUACACGACGGCGCACGACCUCCGCGCUGGCUACCGCCGCCCACGGAUGUCGCUGCAGCAGCAGGCGGCGCCGCCGCCGCAGCCCCCGACGCCGGCCGCGGCGUCGAGCGUGGUGGCGCCGUUCGCGGGGCCGGGCCGCCUCACGCACGCCUUCUCGGCGUCGGCCGCCAGCCGCUCCUUCGACGCCGGCUGCUGCGGGCGCCUCCCUCCCGCCGGCGCCUGGAAUCCGCCGGCGAGCCUCCCCGAGUUGGGCGACGGCCGCUCCGCCCCCUCCGUCCCGCCGCCGCCGCCUCCGCCGCCUCCGCCGAUGCUGCCGCUGCAGGCGAAGGCGGGCGGCGCCGGCAUGCGGCGCUCGUACUCGCAGCAGGAGCGGCCCGGAGCGGCCCGGCGCCGCGCGCACGACUCGUCCGACUUCGGGCUGCUGCUCACGGACCGCGCCAGCAUGGGGCCCUUCGCCGGUCACGCUGCGUUCUCCUUCUGCUACGGCGCCGGCGGGACCGGCAGCGGCACCGGCGGCGGCGACGUGGUCGAUCUGGGCGACGCCGGAGGCCCCGGGCUGCUGAUUCUCGGCGGUGGCGCCGGCCGUCGCGCGGGGACGUGCGGGGAGCCGGAGGUGGCCACCGGGGCGGCGGCUCCGAUGCGCUACGCGGACAAGCUCGGCGGUGGCGCGGGCGGCUACGGCGACGGCGGCGGCGGGCAGGCGGAGGCCUGCUACUCGCCGGGCGAGUGCGGCCUGCUGCUGUACGAUGGCCCCGUGCGGGCCUACGAGCCGGAGCCGCGCGACUUCUACGCCGGCGCGCCGGGCCCGUUCGGCGUCCCCGUCGCCUGCAAGGUCGCCGGCUGCUACUCCCGCUGCGGCGGCGGCGGCACCGGAUCCGGCGUGAUGGGCGGGGGCGGAGUGCUGCCCGUCAGCUGCUGCGGCGGAGGUAUUCCGGGGCCCGUGCCGGUGCCGGCCACGUACGCCAUGGUGCCCUCGCACGGCGCCGGCUGCCCGCAGUGCAGCUACCGCUGCGGGAAGGGAUUCGCGCAGCCGGCGGCGGACGGCACCGGCGGUCUCCUGCGCGAGCAGCGGUGCUGCGCGCUGGCGAGCGGCUGCCACCCGGCCGCCUGCUGUGAUGCCGGGGUUGGCGUCAUGAUGCCGCGCGUCGCCGGCAGCGGCGGUGGAGGCGGCGGCUGGGGCGACAUCUCCCGGCCGUGCGAGAAGAGCUCUUAUGCGCGUGGCAGCUGCGGGGGCGGCGGCGGCGGCGGGUACCACCUGGAGGCGUGCGGCUGCACGUCCGUCGACGAACGGCACUUGCCGGUGCGAGGAUACUGCGAGGGCGUGCACCAGCAGCAGCAGCAGCAGCAGCACGUCCUGCUCGACCGCUACCGACAUGGUGAGCGCGAGGAGCUCGCCCUGGACGCCUGCGCCGCCAAGUACCCGCCACGACGGGGCUCGCUGGGCAUAGAGGAGCGCUCCGGCUGCUACGGGGAGGAGAAGUACGUCGCCAUCACGGCCGGCGCGGGCCUCGCCGUCGGGGAAAAAGCUGACGAAGCGAGGCAGUGCGGCGGCGGCGCCGGCAACAUCGCCAGCGCCGUGAGACGCGUCGAGCCGGAGAAACCGGCGUUCGCCCAGGACGCGGCGCCGGUCACGACGGCGUCGGCGACGUUGGCGGCGACGGCGCCGAAGAAGCAGCCGGAAGCGCAGGCUGACCCGUUCUACGGGGCGCGGGCGAUGGACGGAGGGGACUCGCGGCGCGGGGCGCCGGCGGCGGUGGCGGCGGCCCCAGAUGCCGCGGAUAUGGCAGCGCAGGAGGUGAAGGCGGCGCUGUCAGACACGUCGAGCCCCCCUCCGGACUCCGGCGCCGACUUCGACAGCCCCCUGUCGCACCUGUCUCUCCAGCAGGCCGGCGCCGGCGACAGCGGUUACGACACGGAGAACGUGGAGUCGCCGGCGCCCAGCGGGCUCGAGCCGGCCAAGCUGCGCGGCUGCCACGCGGGAAAGGACGACGGCGCGGACGGCGCCAAUGGCGCCGCCGGCUCUCCCACCGCCGGCGCCCUCGCCGUGGAGGUCACGGUGACGACCGACGCCGACGAGGUGGACGAGGGCGACGAGAUGGAGGGCGGCGCCGGGGAUGCGAUGGCGUCGCCGCUGGCGCUGGAACCGCCAAAUAGGGACUCGGCGUACUUCUCGGACGGCGACGUGGACGCCGGUUUGGGAGACAAAGCGCCGGUGGGAACGAUGGCGCAAGGCCAGCGGAUGGGUGGAGACGACGCCGUUCUGGGCCGGGCGGUGUCGGCGGCUGCGCAGAUUUUCUGCCAAAUCGAUUGUGUCGGUGGAGGUGGAGGGGCGCGGUGCCGCGAGCAUCGGCCGUCCCCUGAGCGAGGGAUCGGACCGGGCCGGAGGCUCGCGUAGCGAGCCGGCGUCCGCGAGGCCCCCGCUGGCGCGCGGUCACAUCGUGCUUUGCGGCGAUUACAACGACAUUGACGCCAACGAGGAGGAGGAGGAGGACGAAGAUGACGGUGCCAACGACAGCGCGGUGCCGGACGCA
Messenger RNA from Lethenteron reissneri (Far Eastern brook lamprey), 5071 nucleotides. RefSeq lists its product as uncharacterized. The record is from RefSeq and is a predicted model, not a curated record. Gene Ontology annotation, biological process: protein phosphorylation. Lineage: Eukaryota; Metazoa; Chordata; Hyperoartia; Petromyzontiformes; Petromyzontidae. Gene Ontology annotation, molecular function: protein kinase activity; ATP binding.